AUGUCUUCGUUAGACGAUUUACACCCUCAAGCCUCGACACGCACCACCACAAAGCCACAACGAACCCUCGCUUGCACAUCCUGCCAAAACCGCAAAGUAAAAUGCGAUAGGAAAUUUCCUUGCAGCAGUUGUAUUAAGAGUAACGUGCAAUGUAUCCCUGUAGCUGCUCCACGACAACGUCGACGUCGGUUUCCUGAAGCCGAGUUGUUGGCACGGGUUAGAUACCUAGAAGAUUUGCUGAGGCAACAUGAUGUAGAGUUCGAGCCCUUGCACAGGAAUGCUACUGAAAACAUCGAGAACAAGAGUGGCAGUGAAGGAAAAAGAAAAGGCAGUCCGGAAAUCAAGACGGAGACGACAUUCGAGGCUAAGUAUCUACAUCUACUAAAUCUGUGGCAAGCUAUGAAUUUAAAAGUGCGACCUCAUCGCCAUCUCUCCUUGAUGGAAGAAACCAACGACCUCCGCGACGCGGCUGGAAAGAAAACCUGGGACCAAAUGUACAAGAACACUACCAAUUUCCUGUUCUUCGGAUCCCUAAUUCCAGAUCUGGAUUUUACGGCUUUACAUCCUUCUGAUCAUGUUCAAGUCUUCAGACUCUGGCAGGUGUAUCUCGAGAACGUGGAUCCGUUGUUAAAAGUUACGCAUACGCCUACUUUGCAAGUCAGAUUGAUUGAUGCCACAGGGAACCUCGGCAAUGUUGAGUCUAGACUGGAAGCAUUGAUGUUUGGGAUUUAUUGUGUGGCUGUCAUGAGCUUGACGGAUAUGGAGUGUUUGGAUAUGUUUGCAGCUGGCAGAGAUGGUCUCUUGCAGAGAUAUCGGUUUGGGUGUCAACAAGCAUUACUCAAGUGUGGGUUUCUUCAAACUGAUGAUCGAGACUGUCUAACAGCUUUGUUCCUAUACCUUGUUGCUGUGAGACCAGAUACCGAUCCUCGAUCUCUAUCGUCGUUGCUAGGUCUGACUGUGCGAAUUGCACAACGUAUGGGCCUAGACAAUGAAUCAGCCAAUACAAGAUGUGGUCCACUAGAGGGUGAGAUGCGUCGCAGGAUAUGGUGGGCUCUUCUCCUGUUUGACAAUCGAGUCUGCGAGAUGGGCGACUACAGAGCAGUCACUUUGACUCCAUCAUGGAACUGCAAGAUCCCUGCAAAUCUCAACGACUUCGACCUCCAAGCAGGAAUGAAAACACUGCCUCAAAGUCACGACAGGCCUACAGAAUCAACUUUGGCGGUCUUGCGCUACGCAGUGGCAGAUCUCGUUCGCCACAGCUCUUUCUUCCUCGACUUUACAAACCCAGCUUUAAAGGCUCUUGCCAAACCCAACGAUCAUGGCGGUGAUCUCGUAAGCCUUCAGCAGAAGAUCGAGGACGAUUACCUCCGGCACCUGAAUCCAGAAAAUCCACACCACUUCGUGACACUCUGGCUUAUACGCGGCCACAUAGCCCGCUACCUUCUUUUCCAGCACUUUUCCAUUCCACCAUACAAGCAAACGGAUCAAGAACGCGACGAAUCUAUCGCACACGCACUAAAAAUGCUCGACUGCCACACCAGAAUAAUGACCAACCCGUCCACCAAACGACAUACCUGGUUUUUAUAUUUCCACUUCCCGUUCCCUGCUUACAUCCACAUUCUGCAAUAUUUAAGACGCGAACCUUUGGCCAAACAUGCAGAGAUCUGUUGGAAGAACAUGAGCGACAGUGCGAAAGUCAGAUUUGCAGAUCCAGAGCAGACUGCAUAUCCAUUUUACAAGACGCCGUUGUUCAAAACAUUCACGAAGAUUGUUGUCAAGGCUUGGGAAGCCAGAGUUGCUGCUCUACAAAGGCAGGGUAAGGCUGAUGAGAAAGUGCCUUAUAUUGUCGAAGAGUUCAAGAGGAGGGUACAAGUAUCGGAGUCUUCUCUCUCAGAUGUCGCAAGCUGCGUUCCAGCCAUGUCUUCUGGGUUUGAGUCUGAUGAGUCGAUAUUGCCCUUUCCGAUGAUGAGUUUCGGAGGUCCUUUCGACGAUCUCAAUAGUCAUGGUGGUCUAGAGCUAGGAGAUGGGCUCGCUGGUGACAGUGUGAUGGAUGUCGAUAUGAGUGCUCUUGAUCUGACAGCGACAGACUGGCCUCUGUUGAACAUGCCUAGGUCCUGA
Molecule: messenger RNA, 2118 nt
Organism: Aureobasidium melanogenum CBS 110374
Lineage: Eukaryota; Fungi; Ascomycota; Dothideomycetes; Dothideales; Saccotheciaceae
Exons: 4
Coding region: 1-2118 (705 amino acids)
Biological process (GO): regulation of DNA-templated transcription; DNA-templated transcription
Molecular function (GO): DNA binding; DNA-binding transcription factor activity, RNA polymerase II-specific; zinc ion binding
Source: RefSeq, a predicted model, not a curated record